AUGUGCUGCAGGGAUGCUACGAGUGAGAGUGAAAAAACACAGAGAGGUUUGAAAUCCAUCUUGGCGUAUGAAGAAGCCUACAAAGUUACUGAAAAUAAUGCAGCAGCUAAAUAUGAACUACAUUACGUUUCUUUGAGUAGAUUUAUUAAGAAGAAAAAGCAAGCAAUUGAGCAAGAAUCUGCUGUUCCUGUUACUAUUUCUAUUUCAGGUGGUCACGACACCGAAAUACACCGUCACAGAGCAGUUUUGUCUCUUCAACAUCAGAAUGAACAUUUUUGUGGAGCAACUCUAAUAGCUUCUAGGUGGGCAUUAACAUCCGCAAAAUGUGUUAAUCUACAUCCGACCGACCUGACUGCACGCGCUGGAUCCACUUCAAGGUCUUUGGAUGGUCAAAUUCUUAUAGUAGUAAAUGCAACACCACAUCCAGAUUACAACGAAAUCACUCACGAUUCAGAUAUAGCCGUGAUUCAAUUCAAUGAAGAUUUCAAUCACACUCUGGCUUUCGCUCGGGGACUUCCUUACAAAAAUCCUGAUAUAGAAGAAUUUUCUCCAAUCAAUAUAGUGGGAUGGGGACAGACGAAAGUAGAUGGAAGCUAUCCAGACACUCUUCAAAUGGCUCAAAUUUUAUCAAUGUCUAGAGAAAAUUGUCAAAGUGCUUAUCCUUCGACUGUCAUAAAUUUGAACAUGUUCUGCGGCGGAUGGAUUGGCGGAAAUUCAAACAUUUCUGCUUGCGAUGGGGAUUACGGUGGUGCAGGAAUAAUGAACGCACGAAUAUAUGGAAUUAUGUCUUGGGGGAAGAGUUGUGGAUCAAAUAAAUAUCCAACCGUCUUCACAAGAGUUGGGAGUUACCAGGAUUGGAUAAAUAGUACUAUGAACGGUACACUGAUUCCUUACUAACAUGCUAUUGAAUUAUCUUAACAGUUUUUUCUCGAUAUACAAAUAAAUAACAAAA
This is a messenger RNA of Leptinotarsa decemlineata (Colorado potato beetle), 952 nucleotides long. Its product is annotated as trypsin-like. Gene Ontology annotation, molecular function: serine-type endopeptidase activity. The record is from RefSeq and is a predicted model, not a curated record. Gene Ontology annotation, biological process: proteolysis. Lineage: Eukaryota; Metazoa; Arthropoda; Insecta; Coleoptera; Chrysomelidae.